Colletotrichum higginsianum IMI 349063 is the source of this 1650-nucleotide messenger RNA. Its product is annotated as MFS transporter. Gene Ontology annotation, biological process: transmembrane transport. The record is from RefSeq and is a predicted model, not a curated record. Lineage: Eukaryota; Fungi; Ascomycota; Sordariomycetes; Glomerellales; Glomerellaceae. Gene Ontology annotation, molecular function: transmembrane transporter activity. The transcript is spliced from 4 exons. The coding region runs from base 1 to 1650 and encodes 549 amino acids.
AUGGAGGGCAUUCCAGCAGAGACCUCCCGUCCGGCCGGAGUGACCGCAGACGGCAUCGAUAACCAGCAGAGUGAAGGGCAGCACGCAGCUGAACACAUGCAAGGAUGGGCUCUCGCUUCUUUGACCCUGGCUUUCAUGUCCGUUUGCUUCGUGCUGGCGCUUGACAACACCAUUCUAGCGACCGCGAUACCCCAGAUCAGCAGCGACUUCCAAAGCCUCAACGACAUCGGUUGGUAUGGAUCCUCCUACCUGAUCGCGCAGAUGGCGCUGCUGCCGACCUGCGGCCGCCUGUAUGCGUUUUACAACAUCAAGUGGGUGUACUGCCUUUCUCUCGCCGUCUUCGAACUCGGCUCCAUCGUCUCGGCAGUGGCGCCGAACUCGAUGACGCUCAUCGUAGGGAGGGCGGUCUCUGGCCUCGGCGCCGCAGGCUUGGUCAGCGGGACAACAACCAUUUUGUCUUACUGCGUCGCGUUGAAGAAGCAGGCGAUACUGUCGCCCUUUGUCUUGGGCAUGUACAGCAUUGGUUCCACCGUGGGGCCGCUCGUGGGCGGUUCGAUAACCGAUAAUAAGGCACUCACUUGGCGGUUUGUGUUCUGGAUCAAUCUCCCUUUCGGGGCUGUCGGACUGCUUCUGGUUUGGUUCGCCUUGAGGAAGCCUCCACCGGCAGUACAAGGAGGGUUGCCAUGGCUCCAGAAGAUCCGUCAAGUAGAUAUUCCGGGGGCCAUUCUUCUGCUCGGGGCAACGUCGUGUCUGAAUCUAGCUCUUCAGUGGGGUGGCAUCGUUUAUCCAUGGUCUAACGCGAAUGUGUUCGGCUGCCUGAUCGGAUUCGGUCUACUCCUCGCCACAUUUUUGUACUUGCAAGUCCGGGGCAAAGAAAGCUCCACCGUCCCGCUUCAUAUCUUCCGCAGCCGUACCGUCUCAGCGUCAUGCGGCUUCAUGAUGCUCGUCCAGGUGGCCAUAGUGCUGCAAUCGUACUACUGGCCCAUAUACUUCCAGUCGGUCAGGAACACCAAUGCCAGAGACUCAGGAAUCAACCUGCUCCCAUCGAUUGUGUCCAACAGCCUCGGCACGUUCUGCGCUGGUUGGAUCUCGUCAAAGACUGGGCACUACGUACCACUGAUGUGGAUCGGCGCCCCCGUCUUGGCUACCGGAGGCGGUCUGUAUCAACUCAUCCGCGCCAACAGCCCGAUGGGGGAAUGGAUCGGGUUCCAGAUCCUGUCCGGGCUCGGCUACGGCAUGUGCAGCCAGAUGCCUAUACUGGCGGUUCAGGUCGUGCUCAGCAAGUCAGACGUGCCAACGGGCCUCGUCAUGAUUAUGUUUUUCCAAAUGCUGGGAGGCGCCUUGGCUCCUAGCGUUGGGCAGAACCUCUUCACUGACGGACUUCUGCGGAAUCUCAGUAGGGUUCAGGGGGUCGAUGGUGCAGCCGUAGUGGCGGCGGGGGGAGUGGGAUUCAGAGACAUGGUCCCUCCGGAGCGAUUGGAUGCAGUCAUUAACGCAUUCAACUCUGCCUUGAGAAAUGUGUUCUGGGUGGCUCUCGCUGCUCCGGUUCUUGCUUGGAUCGUCAGCUGGGCGAUGGAAUGGAGGAAGCUGCCCGACUCUAAGACUGCGACGAUACAAGCCCCCCCGACUACAGAGGCCUCGGAGAAGUAG